Molecule: messenger RNA, 1290 nt
Organism: Penicillium cinerascens
Lineage: Eukaryota; Fungi; Ascomycota; Eurotiomycetes; Eurotiales; Aspergillaceae
Gene: gprC
Product: protein gprC
Exons: 3
Coding region: 1-1290 (429 amino acids)
Biological process (GO): adenylate cyclase-activating G protein-coupled receptor signaling pathway
Cellular component (GO): plasma membrane
Molecular function (GO): G protein-coupled receptor activity
Source: RefSeq, a predicted model, not a curated record
AUGGCCGCCCUCUUCCUAAUGAGCCUCAUGCAGAGGACCGACCCCUUAGGAAAUGAACUGGACCGCCGAUUGACCAACCAAGUCACGUUGGAUAUUGAUCCCUUGCCCAAGGCGCAAAGGCAGGGUCUCAUUGCCGUCUCCAUUCUGGCCUUUCUCUCAUUCCUUGCCACGGGAGGUCUUCUCUCCUUCAUUACCUACCGAUUGCUCUUCUGGAAAGGAAACUACCAGAGAUAUAUUGGUUACAACCAGUAUAUUAUCCUGAUUUACAACCUGGUCCUGGCAGACUUUCAACAAUCCCUUGCCUUCCUUAUCUGCCUCAAAUGGAUCAUCACCGACAAGAUCAAGUCCGGCACCGCUGCGUGCUUUUUGCAGGGUCUUUGGCUUCAGAUCGGUGACCCCGGAUCCGGCCUGUUUGUGCUUGCCAUCGCCUUCCACACUUUUCUGCUUGUCGUAUGGGGCAAGAAGCUGUCUCACAAAGUAUUCAUCUGCUUCGUCGUUGGCGUGUGGUCUUUCAUUGCCCUCAUCGUGAUCAUUCCACUGGGAAUGUACGGAGCCGACGUCUUCAUCCCCUCCGGUGCCUGGUGCUGGAUCAGCGAGGAAUACGAGACUGUUCGUCUUUGGACUCACUAUAUUUGGAUUUUCCUGGCUGAGUUCGGCACGGUUUGUCUCUACUCCGUCAUGUACUUUCAGCUCCGAAAACAAAUUGCUGCAUCAUCUAUCCUCGGAAAUAGUCAAUUGGAGAGCUUGAAGCGUCUGAGACGUGUGGUCGGAUACAUGACGAUCUACCCCAUUGUCUAUAUCGUUCUAUCGCUGCCGCUUGCUGCGGGUCGUAUGGCUACCGCUAACGGCAGCACUCCCUCCAUCACUUUCUUCUGCUGUGCCGGUGCCAUCAUGACCAGCUCGGGUCUUGUCGACGUGACUCUCUACACCCUUACCCGCCGCGCUCUCAUCGUCGACUCCGAGCCCAGCGGCGACCGCUCCUAUAACAAGGUCGCCAGUAGCAAGGGACGCCGCGGUGACACCCACCUCACAACCAUCACCGCUCAUCCCGCAACUCGCAAGAUGGGCCCUAGCGACGACACCAUCAUCGAGCGGGAGGGCUCCACCGACAACAUCGUGCAACCGGGUGUCGAAAUGAGCCCAAUGGGCAAGGUGUUCCAGGAGACAACGAUCGAGAUCACAACCGAACCUGCAUACCCCGGAGAAGGUUCCAGCGAGCGCUCGAGCAAAGAUGACUUCCAGAAAGACGAUUUCCAUGAAGCCCCAUCGCGAAAGAUGUGGCGACGAUAA